Messenger RNA from Solanum tuberosum (potato), 2442 nucleotides. RefSeq names its product phosphomannomutase/phosphoglucomutase. Gene Ontology annotation, cellular component: chloroplast stroma. The coding region runs from base 200 to 2026 and encodes 608 amino acids. Gene Ontology annotation, biological process: carbohydrate metabolic process. Gene Ontology annotation, molecular function: phosphomannomutase activity. The transcript has 7 exons. The record is from RefSeq and is a predicted model, not a curated record. NCBI's taxonomy places the organism in Eukaryota, Viridiplantae, Streptophyta, Magnoliopsida, Solanales, Solanaceae.
UGUACUUCGUGCCUAAUUUUUAGAGUAAAAGGAGCAAAUUGUGGUUCAAUUUCAAAAGGCAGAUGCUCUUCCUGAACCAGAGGAUAUGCCUUGAAUAAAACAAGAAAAAUAUCAGUCAAUUUGGAAGGUUGUAGAAAGAUAUUUUCCCUCCAAGUUUCUUAUCCCUCCAAGCUUCUUGUCUAAAAAUCAAGCUAUAGCAAUGGCUUCCACUUUUUCUUCUUUACAAACCAUUAAUUCUUCAAUAACCAACUUCCCUUGUGUACCAAUUAUAAAGAAACCAAAGUUGCAUAUUUCCUUGUCAAAAACAUCGAUUUUUUCUCUUAGAGUAGAGUGUUGUAGUAGUAGUGCAAAGACAUACAAUGAGGAUGAAGAAAUGGAUAAGAUUAGAAGGUUACAAAAUGGAUCGGAUGUUCGUGGUGUGGCCUUGCAAGGUGAGAAAGGUAGAAGUAUAGAUCUUACACCACCUGCUGUUGAGGCAAUAGCAGAAAGCUUUGGUGAAUGGGUGAUUAAAGGGUUGAACAAUAAGGAGAAAGUUGUAAUGGUUUCUCUUGGAAAAGACCCUCGAAUUUCGGGUAAUACAUUGAGUGUUGCUGUAUUUUCUGGGCUUUCUAGGGCUGGUUGCAUGGUCUUUGACAUGGGACUUGCAACAACACCAGCAUGCUUCAUGAGCACUAUUCUUCCUCCAUGUCAAUAUGAUGCCUCAAUAAUGAUGACUGCUUCUCACUUACCCUACACUCGAAAUGGUCUUAAAUUCUUCACAAAAAAAGGAGGUUUAACGUCAGUGGAAGUGGAGGAAAUAUGCGAAGAAGCAGCUCGUAAAUAUGCAAACAGGUUCACAAAAGUGUCAACGACACUACCGACGCGUCCGACUAAGGUAGAUUUCAUGAGCAGUUACGCGAAGCAUCUACGAGAUAUUAUAAAAGAAAGAGUGAACCAUCCUAACCAUUAUGACACUCCCCUCAAAGGAUUUCAGAUAAUUGUAAAUGCUGGAAAUGGAUCAGGAGGGUUCUUUACAUGGGAUGUGUUAGACAAGCUUGGUGCAGACACAUUUGGAUCUCUCCACCUAAAUCCAGAUGGAAUGUUCCCUAAUCACAUCCCUAACCCAGAGGACAAAAUAGCCAUGUCCUUAACAAGAGCCGCUGUGCUUGAAAACAAUGCUGAUCUCGGUAUUGUUUUUGAUACAGAUGUUGAUCGUAGUGGUGUAGUAGAUAGUGAAGGAAAUCCUAUCAAUGGUGACAGGCUCAUUGCACUAAUGUCUGCAAUUGUUCUCAAGGAACAUCCUGGUACCACUAUUGUCACUGAUGCUCGUACAAGUAUGGCCUUAACUAAAUUUAUUACAAAUAAAGGAGGCCAACAUUGCUUGUAUCGAGUUGGUUAUAGGAAUGUCAUUGACAAAGGUGUCAAUCUUAACAAGGAUGGUGUUGAAACACAUCUCAUGAUGGAAACUAGUGGCCAUGGUGCUUUGAAAGAAAAUCACUUUCUUGAUGAUGGUGCUUACAUGGUUGUGAAAAUUAUCAUUGAAAUGGUAAGAAUGAAGCUUGAGGGAUCAGAAAAAGGCAUUGGUAGUCUCAUAAAAGAUCUUGAAGAGCCAUUAGAGUCGGCGGAACUUAGAAUGGUUGUCCUUUCUGAGCCUAGAUAUGCUAAGGCUAAAGCAUUUGAAGCCAUUGAAGCAUUCAGAACCUAUAUUGAGCAAGGAAGUUUACCAGGAUGGGAACUUGAUGCUUGUGGAGAUUGUUGGGUAAGUGAUGGUUGUCUUGUUGACACUAAUGAUGAUCCAACUGCAAUUGAUGCUUAUAUGUAUAGGGCCAAAGUUUCAUCAGAAGGAAAUGAGGAACAUGGAUGGGUUCACCUUCGACAAAGUAUCCACAAUCCAAAUAUUGCUGUUAAUAUGCAAUCCACAGUUCCUGGUGGAUGCCAAUACAUGGCAAAAGUUCUAAGAGACCGGUUUCUCUUGCCUAGUGGAAUGGACAAAAUACUUGAUGUCACUCAAAUUGAUAAGUAUGCUACAAGUGGAAAUCUAAGUUAAGAUGCUGAAGUUCAUGCUUCAAAUUAAGCUAUCAUGUGUGUCAUUUGUCAAUAAUGUUCAAUACACUCUAUUCAAUGGGAAAAAAAUGAGAAACAAGAAAAGAAGAAGAAGAAAAAGAGUGUGAAAGUGUAUUCUUCCUUAAUGGACUUGGAUAUUCGUAUACCUUUUCACUAUUGCUUAUUAUACUCGGUGGUGGAUCCAGGAUUUGAAGGUUGUGGACGCUUCAUUUUUUACGUUGAAUUGUUACCAUUCACAUAGUAUAAGUUUGAGAACUAUUUGAAUGCAUCAUGAAAAAGAUUAAUGAGGAAACUAUGUUUGAUAUUGCCAUCACAAAAGCAGACCUCUAGUCACAAAUUACAAUUGUACUCCAUGAAUUUUUGUAUGUUGAAAUGGAAAUGUGCAAUAACAUCACUUGA